Molecule: messenger RNA, 4429 nt
Organism: Mobula hypostoma (lesser devil ray)
Lineage: Eukaryota; Metazoa; Chordata; Chondrichthyes; Myliobatiformes; Myliobatidae
Gene: ubtd1b
Product: ubiquitin domain containing 1b
Exons: 3
Coding region: 455-1150 (231 amino acids)
Molecular function (GO): protein binding
Source: RefSeq, a predicted model, not a curated record
CUGAGGGACGGCGGUGUCGCUCAGGUGCCAGGUGGAGGCAGGUUGUUGAGUGAGUCUACCAGCGGCACCACCUCCUCCUCUGAGACCGAGUGGGGGAAACUGUUGCCUGGGGACUGCUCUCUCGAAGUCAGGGGGGGACGAAAACAGUAGCUAAUGGAUGAAAGUGAAGCUGUUUGACUCGCAGUUGCUCACUGGCAGGUUAGGGGGCAAGUGGUUGCCCCUCGUUACGGCAGGUCCUGCAGGGAGGGGCUCUCCGCCACCCCUGGGACACCUUACCUCGGGUGAAGUGGGAACCGACGGUGGUGCCGCGACUUCUCUGGGAGUUGAGUUUUGCAGGGGGUGUUUUUCGAUCCGGUCAAUGAAGGGCGGGUGGACUUGCAGCGAGUUUCUGCCGAAGUUCGGGCGCUUUGCGGGGACCGGGUGAGACGCCCCGGGGGGCUCAAGGGCGUCAUUAAUGGGAGGCUGCGUGGGGACCCAACGCCGGCAGCAGCAGCAACAACAUCACCGCUCAGGGAGACGGAGUGGCAACGGUAGAAAGACAGGUCGUAAUGAGCCUCUGAAAAAGGAGAGACCAAAAUGGAAAAGUGAUUAUCCCAUGACUGACGGCCAGCUGAGGAGCAAGCGGGAUGAGUUUUGGGAUACGGCGCCUGCCUUCGAGGGUCGCAAAGAGAUCUGGGAUGCCCUUAAGGCAGCUGCCUAUGCCAUUGAAUGCAAUGAUCUGGAACUGGCCCAGGCUAUUGUAGACGGUGCCAGCAUCAUCUUGCCCCAUGGUUCCUUGACGGAAUGCUACGACGAGCUUGGCAACAAGUAUCAGCUUCCCGUUUACUGCUUGGCCCCACCCCUAAACCUUAUCACAGAGAAGUGCGACGAAGAGGCGACUGAGGUACCCGACCCCCCGGUUCACACCAAGCGCGAGUUCCAGCUCAAGGUCCGCCUGUCCACUGGGAAGGACGUCAAACUGAACGCCAGCAUGGCAGACACGAUCGGGCAGCUGAAGAGGCAGCUGCACACAGAGGAGGGCAUCGAGCCCUCUCAGCAGCGGUGGUUCUUCUCUGGAAGGCUGCUCACCGACAAGAUGCGACUGCAGGAAACCAAAAUCCAGAAGGACUUUGUGGUACAGGUUAUAGUCAAUGAGGUAGCCGCUAUUUAAUUACUAGAUUAAAAAUAAAUCCAUAUGCAACGACAAAUGAAUAUUUUAUCUUGUACAAGAACUGAAGGGCUCUGAACAUGGUUGAUGCGAGGAGGAAGAUGGAGGUGGAGUGCAUUGGAACAUGUAUGGUGGUCUUUGGUCGCUUUCUUCAUCAGUCAGCUGCAGUGGAAGCCAAACAUAGGAACCAUAUUUAAUUUACCUUUUACUCUGGCCAGCUGGUGAAUACUUUAGAUUGAAAUGAAGAUGAUCUCUCUUGCUCUCCUAUCCCAUUUCCUCCUCUUCGUCGUCUUGCUGCCUUGUUCUCUCCACCCCCACCCCACCCCAGUCUCACCCAUGCCCUUCCUUGCAUCCCUCCCACUUGGUUCCAAUAUCCCCACCUCCUCUCCUCUUUGAUUUUAGCUCAACUCCUUCAACGAAGGGCAAUAAUUCUGGCAGAAUUGCCAUUCAUUUCACUGUGGUCCUUUUGAUCAGGGUACUUGCAGUGGAGAUCUUUUUAAAGGCUGCUCUGUAGUAGCAUAUAGACAAAGUGUACUAUACAUGUUUUACAUUGGCUUUCAUUGUGCAGUGGUUAAUCAUAUGUUUAUGCUGCAGGCAUGCAAGGGCCUAGCUAAGCACCAAAAAAUUUGUGUUAUAUGCAUUAAUCACACCAAUCAACAUUUCAAAUAGAACUGUGCUUCCAUUUAAAAAAAUAUAUAUAUACUGAUGUAAAUUCAGAUUUUUAAAUACCAAACUACUACAGGCUGACUCUAACUUGGGUGUGGAAACUGGAGCAUGCAAAGACCUCUCCUGGACAUGAUCAUCCAAGUGUUGGGAACAGAGUUGAUGGGCUAAAUGGCUUAAUUCUGCUCUUAUGUCUUGGCCUUCUUCCCACCAGGUGCUCGUAGUCUGAGAGCAAACCACACACUCAACCUUUAACAAAAGUUUCCUUUGCAAUCUUUGUACAAGCCUGCAGCCAUUAAUGGAACUGUUGACUUUUGGGAUAAGGUUGCAGAAUCCUUUCUAAACCCUUUAAGGUUCAGAUGUGCAAAGCUAGUGUAGGAGUAAAGAAAUGGAUUAUGGAGCUGAUUGAGUUCAUGAAUAGUUACGGGGCACUACAGCACAGAAACAGGCAAUUUGGCCCAACUAGUCCAUGCCAAAUUGUUGCUCUGCCUAGUCCCAUCAACCCGCAUGUUGACCAUGGCUCUCCAUACCCCUCCCAAAGAUGUACUUACCCAAACUCUUAAAUAUUGCAAUCAAACCCACAUCCAUCAUUUCCACUGGCAGCUUGUUCUACACUCGCACCACCUUGAGUGAAGUUGUUCCCCUAAAUAUUUCACCUUUCAACUUUAAUCUAUGACUACUCGUUCUAGUUUCACCAAACCUCAGUGGGGAAGAAACCUGCUUGCGUUAACCUAAAUCUAUACCACUCAAUUUUGUAUACCUCUUUCAAUUCUUCCCUCAUUUUCUAAUGCUCCAGGUAUAAAAUCCUAACCUACCAAUGUUUCCCUAUAACCCAGGGAUAAAACUACCAUGAGUGACACCUGGGUUGCAUUUGAGGUCUACUAGGGCUGAUUUGGAUGGAAGGUGGGGGAAGGAUCUGUUGAAGACGUUUGGUGAUGCUAAUGAUCCAAACAACCUGAAAGGAUUUUCAGGUCUUAAUUAUUCCCUCUUCCUUCAAUUCAUUCGGUCCUUUUAUUUUAAUCCAGAGGAUCUAAAACUAGAAACAUUAAAUGAUAAUUUAAGGCUUUCACAAGUUGUGCUUUCUUACCAUUUUCUGAGAGCUCCAAUCUUGCUUGAAUUGCUAUGUCUUUGGUGCUACACCAUGGACUUCAUCUCUCUCCUAAUCACAUUCCUUACCAGGUCCCAGCCUCUGUGUUCCUGCUCGUCACCCUCAUCAGACCACUGAUCUCACUGCACACCCUUCUCUUUAUACAGACUAUCACCCCUCUCUGCACUGGCUCCUACUGCAGGGUUUUAACUCGAAAUAUCCACAAUUCCUUUCUCCCUGCAGAUACUGCUUGAUCUGCUGAGUUUCUCCAGCAGAUUGUUUGUUGCUCCAGAUUCCCACAGCUGCCGUCUCUUAUGUCUGUCUUAACAAAUAAAUACUCAAGGAAAUGGAAACUAGAAACACGAACAAGAUGCCAGAAGAGUUCAGCAGGUCAGCAAUUAGGUGCGAAGAUGAAACAUUAAUCCUGUCAUCAGAUGUAGGUAUCUAAAAUGAUUUAAAUUAGAAACUACAGUACCCCAAAAUGAGCUUUAGACCGUAAGACAUUGGAGUAGAAUUUGACCAUUCAGCCCAUCAACUUUUUGGGCUAUGCCAGUUAAUAAUCUUUCCUCCUUUUAUCAUAAAUGCCCAACUUCGUACAUUUGCACUGACUACAUUAUACUUAAUCCCACCACAUGUAUUGGUGACCACUCAAGAGUUUACAGCACAGAAAUGGGCCCUUCAGCCCAACGCGUUCAUGCAAACCAAGGUGCCCACCUGGCCUAGACCCAUUUGCUUGUAUUUGGCACCCUGGGUUGCACACUAUUACCACCAUGUCUGUAAGAAAAGUGCUAAUGUUUUCUGAGAAAUUACACCAGGUUUAUUUUAAUCACCUCUAUUCCCAACCUUUUGCUCAUAUCUGCUCAUCUGUGGAUUAAACAGACAGCAAUGAUAUUAAAUAUUCUAGUAGUUGUCCCACAGCCAGUGGACCAGCUGCUGUAUUAAUGCACUUAACCAGAAGUUAUCUUGCAGACGUAUUCAUAGUUUGAGAGUGUGUCUUCGCUGCCAAACAUUGUAUAACACCCAUUUAAAUGGUCAGGCACGGAGUUACGACUCAACUAAGCACAUCCGUCUUCGAUUAAGUGUGAUAAAACAGAAACAAAUCCUUUUUAAUUAGCUGAUUAAAAAUGAGAUCCUACAACUCGUUCACUUAAGAGAUACAAGAAGACGCUUGGGCAGUCUAAAGGUUCAAUAGUGAACCCUGGAACACUGAAAUAUCAUCCUACACCCCCCACCUCUCAAAACCACCAAUACAAACAGUCUGGCAGCCGUUAUAAAAAUGCAUUUAAUUCUGUUAAGGAUUGGUGAAGCAUCUCCCAGUGACUUGUGCUGUUUACACAAUACAGAAUUCUGCUAUUGGGUGUUUGAGUCUGAUUGUGAUGUGUGUAAAUAUUGGAUGACAUUUGUGUAUAUUUAGCUUCUUGGAGCAGAAUUGUUUUCAGAAUACAAGUUUAUUUUCUUUUCUCCCAAUCAAAGUAAUUCUAUAUCUGUACAAGCUCUUUAUAAUAUGUACAUUUAUAAAAUGGUUACAGUGA